AUGGUCAACAGUACCGUGGCCAAGGCCUUUUUUACUGACGACGUGGCUACGGAAUCGACUACGAAAGCUUGGUCAGUACUGAUAUUCGACUUUCUGCCUGGUUGGCGUAAGCCAGUCUUACGCGGCUCUCUGAGCAAUCGACUAAAAAGGUCUCCAUCCAUCACUGAAUCUGAUGUUACGCAAUUUCACUCUGCAAAGCUGGGGAGAGUGGUUUAUUAUUCUUCCGGGGAAAGACUAGAUCGCUCCACGUCAGCCCACGCGCACCAGGACGGAGAAGAAGACUUGUUCCCCCAGCAAGUCGAUACUCCUGUUGCAAUGCCCCGGUCGCGCUCUUUUCACUUUGGGCGGCAGCCGCUGCAAGACGAGCCACAGUUGCAGCUCCAGCCGUCCAGGGUGUCAGGCCCUGUGCCGUUCUGCAAUCCAACGCGGGCCCAUUUCAACUUUACACCACGAAUUGCCGCACCUGAACGGGAUCACGUCCCCGGCCGGAUCGAGCGGCUCUGGCGCUCCCGGGAUAAUCGAAAGGGACGACAUGCUUUGAUGAUUCACCAGCGACCGCCGGGUCCCGAAGGCCAAAAGCUCCCCGCGCCCACCGUCCAUCCAGCCGCGAUAGCCCAAGGAAUCCGACGCAUGUUCACGAGCUUCCCCUACUGGGAUGUAUCCUACCUGGUGGCGACGAUCUUCACUUUUGGAUCGGUGAUCUGGGUCAUCAACGCGUUUUUCGUUUGGCUGCCCCUGGUCGCGCCGGGGACGGAAUUCCACAACGAGGGCCUCGUCGGCGGCGGCGUCACGGCCUUCAUCGGAGCGACCAUUUUCGAGGUCGGGAGUGUCCUUCUCAUCCUCGAAGCCGUCAACGAGAACCAAACGGGCUGUUUCGGCUGGGCGGUCGAGACGGCGUCCAAGCAAGCACACACCUAUACCGAGCAAGUGAUCGUCCGCAUCAAAUCGGACAUGGAGGCUUGUAUCCACCCGCAUGCCAACCAUCGAUCCUUUCUGGGCCACCAGGGGAAGUCGGUCUCGCCGGUUUCUGUGUCAGAGGUACAGCCCUCCCCCAGUGCGACACCGUCCAUGGCGCCAGCUCAGAACCGCUCGUUCAAGUGGGUUCCAACGCGGACGGAGCUCCGACGGCAUUAUUUCCAUGAACUUGGGUUUUAUGCGUCCCUGGUGCAGCUCAUCGGCGCCACGAUCUUCUGGAUCGCCGGGUUCACGGGCCUCCCUGGUAUCAUUAACCAUAUGGACCAGGCGGUGACGAAUGGGGUCUACUGGGUUCCCCAGAUCGUUGGCGGGAUGUGCUUCGUUCUCAGCGGGCUGUUAUUUACGCUGGAGACCCAGCGGAAAUGGUACCUCCCUGCCUUUCAUAUCCUGGGCUGGCAUAUUGGGUUCUGGAAUUUCCUUGGUGGCAUUGGGUUCACCCUGUGCGGUGCACUAGGCCCAGCGACGGCCAACUCGGGCGUGCUGUAUCAGGGUACGUUGGCCACGUUCUGGGGUUCGUGGGCUUUCCUUGUGGGAUCUACUAUUCAGUGGUAUGAGAGUUUAGAUAAACAUCCCGUGGAGGAGACGACGUGA
Aspergillus ochraceoroseus IBT 24754 is the source of this 1566-nucleotide messenger RNA. RefSeq lists its product as uncharacterized. Bases 1 to 1566 code for a protein of 521 amino acids. The transcript is spliced from 4 exons. The record is from RefSeq and is a predicted model, not a curated record. NCBI's taxonomy places the organism in Eukaryota, Fungi, Ascomycota, Eurotiomycetes, Eurotiales, Aspergillaceae.